Molecule: messenger RNA, 963 nt
Organism: Chenopodium quinoa (quinoa)
Lineage: Eukaryota; Viridiplantae; Streptophyta; Magnoliopsida; Caryophyllales; Amaranthaceae
Product: probable caffeoyl-CoA O-methyltransferase At4g26220
Exons: 6
Coding region: 121-852 (243 amino acids)
Molecular function (GO): O-methyltransferase activity; S-adenosylmethionine-dependent methyltransferase activity
Source: RefSeq, a predicted model, not a curated record
CUUAAAUUAGUUGAUACAUUCAUAUAUUGCUCAAGAAAGGCAUUCAUUUAUUUUCACCAAAAGGUAAUAAUCUCUUAUAAAGGCUUCGAAACACCGCGAAAAUUUGAAAGUAAAAUAGCUAUGGCCUCUAUGGAGCCAUCAUCAAUUGCAAACGAAUCACUGCUGCAAAGCAACGAGCUAUACAAGUAUAUUUUGGAGACCACUGUAUAUCCAACGGAGCCAGCACCAUUAAAGGAAUUGAGAGAUGUCACUACUUCUAACAAUAAUAACCCUCCUUUAGACAAUGUUGGUAUUACGUGUCCACUUGGUGGACAAUAUAUAGGCAUGCUCUUAAAGCUAGUGAAUGCAAAAAUGGUGAUUGAAAUUGGAGUUUCUACUGGAUACAUAACACUCUUAACUGCUCUCUCUAUUCCAAAAGAUGGCGAGAUUCUAGCCAUAAGUCCAUAUGCAAAGUCCUAUGAACUUGGUUUACCUAUCAUAAAGAAAGCAGGAGUUGAGCACAAAAUCAACUUCAUUGAUUCCGAAGCGCUUCCCAUUCUUGAUCAAUUUACCAAAGAUAAAUUAAACUUGGGAAGCUUUGAUUUUGCAAUAAUUAAUGAAGCUCAGACCAAUAAUUACAUUGAUUACUAUAAGAGAUUAGUGAAGCUGGUAAAGAUUGGAGGGUUAAUUUGUUUUAGUAACACCCUAUGCGAAGGGUAUGUGGCUAAACAAGAGCAAGAUGUGCUAGAAAACAAGAGAUAUUUUAGGCAACAAUGUCUCAACUUCACUAAGGAAAUAUCACAAAAUACUCAAGUAGAAUUAUGCCAUUUACCAUUAAGCAACGGUUUUCUCAUGUGCAAGCGCCUUUACUAAUAAUUCUUCGAUCAAUUUGUGGUGAUCCAAGUUUAAUUUGUUGUACUUUAAUUGUAUGACCAAUCAUUUGUUUUUAAUUGAAUAAUGAUAAUCAUGAUGUAUGUUUAAGAC